AGGCAGGGGGUUUAAGGGACCUCUUCUGGGCGCCAACUCAGCCGGGACGACAGCAGCCAGCGGAAGGACACACCGGUCGGGGAGAAGAAGAUCCAUCCGGGGGAACAAAAAAAAAAAGGAUUCACUCAUACCAACCCUGUGGCGGCCUCGCUCAUCUUUAAAGCGACCUGUGACACGGCGUGUUUGUGUGCAUGUUGUACGUGUGUUCCCGUCCCAUCUCCCCCCCACAUUAGUGCAUUAGUAUGCAGGGUGCUUGUGUGUCAGUGGUGUGCGUGUGCAUAUGUGUGUCUGUGCUCCUCCGCAGUGCUAUUUCACAGCCGCCUACAGAAAGUGACACCUACACGGAAUGCACAGAUGGGUAUCACUGGGACCAUCAGACCGAGCACUGCAAAGACAUAAACGAGUGCGAGAUCAUCCCCGAUGCGUGCAAAGGGGAAAUGAAAUGCUUCAACCACUACGGGGGUUACCUGUGCCUCCCCCGCUCCGCGUCCGUCAUCCCGGCCUCGGAGCCCCCCAUCACGCCCGCCGAGACCAGCCGCUGCCCUCCGGGCUACGAGGCGCAGGGGGACAGCUGUGUCGAUGUCAAUGAGUGCGAGCGAGACGAGGAUGACUGCCAGCCCAGCCAGCAGUGCAUCAACACCCUGGGUGCCUUCACCUGCCAGUGCCCCGAUGGUUACCGCAAGGUCGGCACAGAGUGCAUCGACAUCGACGAGUGCAGGUACAGAUACUGCCAACAUCGCUGCGUCAACGUGCCCGGCUCCUUCUCCUGUCAGUGUGAACCCGGCUUCCAGCUGGCAGGAAACAAUCGAUCCUGCAUCGAUGUGAACGAAUGUGAGAUGGGUGCCCCCUGCUCCCAGAGGUGUUCCAACACGUACGGCACCUUCCUGUGCCGCUGCGACCAGGGCUACGAGCUGGGGCCCGACGGCUUCGCCUGCAACGACAUCGACGAGUGCAGCUACUCCAGCUACCUGUGCCAGUACCAGUGUGUCAACGAGCCCGGGAGGUUCUCCUGCAUGUGCCCAGAGGGGUACCAGCUGCAAGGCACCAGGCUGUGCCAGGACAUAAAUGAAUGUGAAACAGGCGAGCAUCAGUGCGGCGAGGCUCAGACGUGCGUGAACAUCCACGGACGAUACCAGUGUGUGGACACGAACCGGUGCCAGGAGCCUUACGUGCAGGUGUCUGAGAACCGCUGCGUUUGUCCCGUCAACAAGCCCGUCUGUCGGGAUCUGCCCUUCUCCAUCGUCCACCGCUACAUGAGCAUCACCUCGGAGCGUUCCGUCCCCUCCGACAUCUUCCAGAUCCAGGCCACCAGCGUCUCUCCGGGGGCGUACAACACGUUCCGCAUCCGGUCGGGAGACGAGAACGCAGACUUCUACAUCAGGCAAAUCAAUAAUAUCAGCGCCAUGCUGGUGUUGGCGCGCGCCGUGUCGGGCCCCAGGGAGUACACGUUGGACCUGGAGAUGGUGUCAGUAAAUCCUCUGCUCAGCUACCAGGGCAACUACCAGACCAGCUCCGCCCUCAGACUCUCCAUCUACGUCGGGCCAUACAGCUUUUAGAGAAGAAGAAGAAGAUGAAGAAGAAGAAGACGAAGAGUGGAGGGACACAGAGAAAGAUGGAUAGAAAGAGCUGGGGAGAAACACACGGGGGGAAAAAAGAGAUUGAGUUGGAAAACCAAAGUGGUCGAUGCAGUUCAACCAGUCGCUGUAAUGUUACACUCUAAAGCUGCGAUUUGUUCUUCCAAAGCCACAUAUACAGAGUAUACAAAUACAGUGAAGCAGUUAUUCUUACAGGAAACAGCCUUAAAAUAGGACACCAUCACCUCAUCAACACCUUCUGUGUUCAAUGUGUGUAAAACGGGUUUAUUAUACUCACAUCUGUUCUGAUAACAAAUCUGUGUCACACAUUUUCUGUCUGCCUGCAUGUGGAGUGAUUCACUCCCUGCGUCACCGGAUCAUUAUCUCUUUUCACCAGUUUACAUCUUACGUGGUUCCGCUCUGUCUUGUCGGCCCUUUGUUUCCUGUUGACAGACGUGAUUCAGUAACCACUCAGAUCGGACCUCCGCCCUCCGCUGUUCAUUCCUAAGCUCUCCAUCGCUGCCUUUUGUAGGUUUAUCACAUUGCUGAUUGUGUUUUUGUCUAAGAUUUAAAACCUAAUAAAGCCAUAUACCUUUUCUUCUGUCUCACAGCGAAAGUGAUUCAAAUGUCCUUCUUGUAGCAAACUUUAUUCUCAUUCUCCAGGGUGAUGAUUGGCUGCUUUUUAGAUGUUUUUUUUAAAUUAUUACAACCCAAACAGAACAACACAGGAAAUUAAAUUUAGUUGCGAUUAUCUAAUUAAUUAAAUU
Messenger RNA from Pungitius pungitius (ninespine stickleback), 2341 nucleotides. It is a transcript of the gene efemp2a, whose product is annotated as EGF containing fibulin extracellular matrix protein 2a. The coding region runs from base 243 to 1556 and encodes 437 amino acids. The transcript has 11 exons. Gene Ontology annotation, molecular function: calcium ion binding. The record is from RefSeq and is a predicted model, not a curated record. NCBI's taxonomy places the organism in Eukaryota, Metazoa, Chordata, Actinopteri, Perciformes, Gasterosteidae.